GCUGUCACUCAGGGAGAAGGUGGACUGAGCAAGUUUGGUUGGAUCCGGUCCGGGAUCACAGAAAGAAAGAGAAAGAGAAAGAGAAAAGCGGCAGGAAAAUGCUACCCCUCUCAUUACUGAAGACAGCACAGAAUCAUCCCAUGCUGGUGGAGUUGAAGAAUGGGGAGACGUACAAUGGUCAUCUGGUCAGCUGUGACAACUGGAUGAACAUCAACCUGCGGGAGGUCAUUUGCACAUCUCGGGAUGGUGAUAAGUUCUGGAAGAUGCCAGAAUGCUACAUCCGUGGCAGCACCAUCAAAUACCUCCGGAUCCCUGAUGAGAUCAUUGACAUGGUAAAAGAGGAGGUGCUUUCAAAGGGUAGAGGUCGAGGUGGCCUCCAGCAGCAGAAGCAGCAACAGCAGCAGAAGGGGCGAGGCGUUGGUGGCGGGGCUGGGCGAGGAGUGUUUGGUGGCCGUGGUCGAGGGGUGGGAGGAACAAACCGAGGACAAGAGAAGAAACCGGGAAAACUAUCGGGAGUGAAGAAGCAGUGAGGAGAACAACAAGUUAUAUUCCACCCAUUAAACAGAUAAAGGAAAAGCUGUCGCCAAGUAACUUGAACACCACAGCAACACAAUAUCAACAAGAUUGCUUUGGAGGAUCCUGGAAGGGAAGGAUGUAUGGUCUCUGAGGACUCUGUUUGAAUGGGAGGUGGAUCACUGAAAAUGGGAAAAUAUCAAAAUGAGGCAACUUGUCUGGCAAGCAGUUCAACAAAGUAGCAACCAUGCCCCAAGGUAGACCAGAGAUCCUCAUCUUGGAAUGCUGCCUGUAUCGCUGUUCCCUGGACUCGAAAUACUGUGUGCAAACCCUACUAGAACAACCUGAAAGACUGACAACUCCUUUCUCCCCCACAGAUGCUGUUUGACCUGCUGAGUUCCUCCAGCAGAUAGUUUGUUGCUCCAGAUUCCAGCAUUUGCAGCCUCUUGUCUUCAGCUGGGGAAUUUAAAUUAAUUAAAUAAGUCUGAAAUUUAAUUAUACUAAAUCACAAUAGCUAUGAAACCUCUAACAUACUUUGAAUGGGGGAAUGGGGGUGGAAUCUGUUAACUUAACCUAGCCAUAUGCAACUCCAAAUCUCUCAAAGUGGUUUGUUCAUGAUUGCUGCUGCUUUUAAUGGAUAAUUACGGAUGAACAAUAAAUGCCAACGUGCAAACCCCUUGAAUGGAUAAAUAAUAAUGAUAAGAAAGACAGAGUUCUUCACUGUGCUUAUAUUGUUUAGAUUUGGAUUAGUAGACAGUGUGUCACUAUGUCACACAAUGACAGAGCCAGUGGUCUUUUGGAUGCCAGGGACCCCACCUUCACUGUGCCCAUGUUAAACAGUGAUGAGCUUGUACCCAGCAAUCUUGUAUCUUAAUCUCACAAACGAUAGUAUUAUAGAGGAAGAGCAUUGACUUGGUUUUUCUCCUUCUAAGUUUGCUGCCUAGCCUGAUCGCUUAGAAUUUUCUUCUUUCCAAUUUCCAAAAGCUGUGGGGGGGGUUUUUUGGCAUAUAGUCCAUCCUGUCCUCACUAGUCCCUUAUCCCAGGAGUUAGCAGGACAGGUCUGUACCACAAGUAUUGAGCCCCUGUGUUGCACGUGAUAGAUCUGUACUUGCCUGGAUUGGACCCUAGUGUUAUAGUAAUCCAACUUUGCACAGUGACAUGAUUACACUAAUACUGAUCCAAGCCUUACACAUCAUGAAUUGAACUGGGCAGGACAAGAUUACAUAGGUAAAUGAUGUUUCUCCAUGUUCUCUUCCCUGUAACCCUGUUUCUCAUUUUGAAGUAAAUUUGCAUUUUGCAUUUCUCACCA
Messenger RNA from Hypanus sabinus (Atlantic stingray), 1822 nucleotides. RefSeq names its product LSM4 homolog, U6 small nuclear RNA and mRNA degradation associated (gene lsm4). Gene Ontology annotation, cellular component: U6 snRNP; spliceosomal tri-snRNP complex; P-body. Lineage: Eukaryota; Metazoa; Chordata; Chondrichthyes; Myliobatiformes; Dasyatidae. The record is from RefSeq and is a predicted model, not a curated record. Gene Ontology annotation, molecular function: U6 snRNA binding. The coding region runs from base 99 to 530 and encodes 143 amino acids. Gene Ontology annotation, biological process: nuclear-transcribed mRNA catabolic process; spliceosomal snRNP assembly; mRNA splicing, via spliceosome. The transcript has 6 exons.